CUACAACCUAUUCCGUACCGCUCUUGUACCCAUAUCUUCCCCCUCCGCACGAGAUAUUUAGCUGAGCUAUCUUCGAAAUAAGUCCUCAUAUUCACCGUUAACAUCUCCUUUGCUUCUGUAUUGAAAUCCAGUAGCUAUGGGAGACGUCGUGGUUGCGAGCUCAGCGGCCCUUGCGCCGCCGUACAAAAGGACCACACCUGCACACGCGACCCCGAAUAUCGAUCCUCUGGAAGGAGUUGGAAAUGACUAUGGAGAUGACUAUACUACGCUCAAGAGAUUGCAACGACACCUAGAGUAUUUAAACCUUCAGGAGGAAUAUAUCAAGGACGAGCAGAGGAGUUUGAAGCGGGAACUUGUUCGAGCCCAAGAAGAAAUUAAACGCAUACAAAGUGUUCCCCUUGUUAUAGGCCAGUUCAUGGAGGCUAUCGACCAAAACACCGGUAUAGUACAAUCGUCAACAGGCUCGAAUUAUGUCGUCCGCAUACUAUCAACACUUGACCGCGAACUGUUGAAGCCUUCCUCAUCCGUCGCUCUACAUCGCCAUUCCAACUCCCUCGUCGACAUACUUCCACCUGAAGCUGAUUCUUCCAUUGCUAUGCUUGGCAUUGACGAAAAGCCAGACGUGACAUAUGCGGACGUGGGAGGACUGGAUAUGCAGAAACAGGAGAUUAGAGAAGCCGUCGAACUACCGCUAACGCAUUUCGAUUUAUACAAACAAAUUGGAAUCGACCCUCCGCGCGGUGUGCUUCUAUAUGGACCACCCGGAACCGGCAAAACCAUGCUUGUCAAGGCGGUAGCCAACGGCACAACAGCCAACUUCAUCCGAGUUGUCGGAUCCGAGUUCGUUCAAAAGUACCUAGGCGAAGGUCCUCGAAUGGUCCGCGAUGUUUUCCGCAUGGCCCGCGAAAAUGCCCCAGCCAUCAUCUUCAUCGACGAAAUCGAUGCCAUCGCUACAAAGCGAUUCGACGCUCAAACAGGUGCUGAUCGCGAGGUGCAACGUAUCUUGCUGGAAUUGCUCAAUCAAAUGGACGGCUUCGAUCAGACAAGCAACGUAAAAGUCAUCAUGGCGACCAACCGCGCCGACACGCUGGAUCCUGCCCUGCUGCGGCCAGGUCGUCUCGAUCGCAAGAUUGAAUUCCCCUCGCUGCGCGAUCGACGAGAGCGCCGGUUGAUCUUCACCACCAUUGCUUCCAAGAUGUCUCUGUCGCCGGAGGUAGAUCUGGACUCGUUGAUUGUUCGGAAUGAUCCGCUAUCGGGCGCUGUCAUUGCCGCUAUCAUGCAGGAAGCUGGCCUGCGGGCAGUUCGCAAGAACAGAUACAAUAUCAUCCAGUCGGACUUGGAAGACGCUUAUUCGAGCCAAGUCAAGGGAGCACAGGAUGCUGAUAAGUUCGACUUCUACCGCUAAACAAAAGAACAGAAAAGGGGGAAACAACGACCUAUGUUUUCUGGGGAGCCACGUAUGCAUGUUGGACAUAUUCGUUUUGAAACUUUGCCUUUCCCUCUCUUUAUGGGUGCAAGAAGGGAAACUCAGAGACUUGUAGGAAGGAAAGGCAAAGCAUAACGGGAUCACACAAAGCCUCACCUCCAUGCAAUCCGAUUAUUUAAAAUCCAAUUCAUACUGCACCAAAGCAACAAGCACUCUCCAUGGUUCUUCCCCACCUUACCUUUUCAAAGGUCUUUUUUUCUUUUAUUCGCCCCACAGAAUAGAAGCUGAAUGAAUGGAUAUCUAAAUCCUACGCCAGUGUAAAAUAGAAUCUAUCUAUCUUCAUAUCGUUAACAAUUUCUCUCAACCCGGUCCUAGACUUACUAUCCUAACCUCAAAACAUCUCAUACCGUCUUCUUUCGCGCAAGAUUUUGCUUAUAGCCAGUCUUAUCACUACGAAAAUAAUC
Histoplasma capsulatum G186AR is the source of this 1890-nucleotide messenger RNA. RefSeq names its product 26S protease regulatory subunit. Gene Ontology annotation, molecular function: ATP binding; ATP hydrolysis activity; proteasome-activating activity. Bases 137 to 1405 code for a protein of 422 amino acids. Gene Ontology annotation, cellular component: proteasome regulatory particle, base subcomplex. The transcript has 6 exons. The record is from RefSeq and is a predicted model, not a curated record. Gene Ontology annotation, biological process: proteasome-mediated ubiquitin-dependent protein catabolic process. NCBI's taxonomy places the organism in Eukaryota, Fungi, Ascomycota, Eurotiomycetes, Onygenales, Ajellomycetaceae.